Beta vulgaris subsp. vulgaris (sugar beet) is the source of this 3540-nucleotide messenger RNA. RefSeq names its product putative transcription elongation factor SPT5 homolog 1. Gene Ontology annotation, molecular function: structural constituent of ribosome; mRNA binding. The record is from RefSeq and is a predicted model, not a curated record. Gene Ontology annotation, cellular component: ribosome; DSIF complex. The transcript is spliced from 22 exons. Bases 186 to 3260 code for a protein of 1024 amino acids. NCBI's taxonomy places the organism in Eukaryota, Viridiplantae, Streptophyta, Magnoliopsida, Caryophyllales, Amaranthaceae. Gene Ontology annotation, biological process: transcription elongation-coupled chromatin remodeling; regulation of DNA-templated transcription elongation; transcription elongation by RNA polymerase II.
CAUCUGAGUGGGUCCCACCUACUCAUCACUCAUCCAAACCAAGAUUUAAUACCCACUUCUUUGUCCAUUUUCCCUCUUUUCUCUCUCCUCCAUUUAGGGCUUUCAUUUCUUUGAAAACCCUAAAAAUUCCAACCCCAAAUCCCUAAUUUCACCUUCAAUUUCUCCUUGAUCUCGCAAUUCCAAUCAUGUCGAGAAGAGACGACUACGAAGACGACGAAGAUUUAGAGCCAGAAGACGGUGAUGAGUAUGGCGAAGAUCUCUACGAAGAAGAACCUGAAGAUGAAGAAGAUGAUGACGACUAUGGCGGCGGCGGAGGUGGAGUUAAAGGCGGCCCAAAAAAGCGUCGGAGAUCGGAGUUUAUCGACGAUGUUGCGGAAGAAGAUGACGAAGAAGAAGACGACGAUGAAUUGUACGGCGCUGCGCGCAAACGUAAGAAGAAUCGUGGUGGUGGUUUUAUUGAUGAUAUUGCGGCGGAAGCUGAAGAUGAUGAUGAAGAAGAGGAGGACGGAGAAGAUGAUUUCAUUGUAGACAAUACAGCAGAUAUUGCGGAAGAUGAGAGAAGGAUGCAUCGGCGACCCUUGCUUCCAAGAGAGGAGCAGGAAGAAGAUGUUGAAGAUCUUGAGAGGAGAAUACAGGAAAGGUAUGCUCGGUCAAGUCAGGCGGAGUAUGAUGAAGAGACCACAGAGGUGGAGCAGCAGGCCCUUUUGCCAUCUGUUAGGGAUCCCAAGCUAUGGAUGGUGAAAUGUGCGAUUGGCCGUGAAAGGGAGGUAGCUGUGUGUCUCAUGCAAAAGGUUAUUGAUAAAGGAUCUGAGUUGCAAAUUCGUGCUGCUGUAGCUCUUGAUCACCUGAAAAAUUAUAUAUACAUUGAGGCUGACAAAGAAGCCCAUGUUAGGGAGGCCAUCAAGGGUAUGCGCAACAUAUUUCCAAGCAAAAUAACACUUGUCCCAAUCAAAGAAAUGACUGAUGUUCUCUCUGUUGAAAGUAAAGCAAUUGAUCUUUCCAGGGAUACCUGGGUGAGGAUGAAACUUGGGACUUAUAAAGGAGAUCUUGCAAAGGUAUUGGAUGUAGACAAUGUGCGACAAAGAGUUACAGUGAAGUUGAUUCCAAGAAUAGAUUUACAAGCUCUUGCAAAUAAGCUGGAGGGUAGAGAUGUCGCUAAGAAAAAAGCUUUUGUUCCGCCGCCACGAUUUAUGAAUAUAGAGGAAGCAAGGGAACUGCACAUCCGUGUUGAGCGAAGAAAAGACCAAAUGACAGGAGACUACUAUGAAAACAUUAAUGGGAUGAUGUUCAAGGAUGGAUUCUUAAUUAAAACUGUAUCCAUAAAAUCAAUCAGUACUCAGAACAUACAGCCCACUUUUGAUGAGCUGGAGAAAUUUCGAACACCUAAUGAAGGUGAUGGUGACAUUGGCAGUUUAUCAACAUUAUUUGCGAAUAGAAAGAAAGGGCAUUUUAUGAAGGGUGAUGCUGUUAUUAUUGUAAAGGGAGAUUUGAAAAAUUUAAGGGGAUGGGUUGAGAAAGUUGAGGAUGGAAAUGUUCACAUAAGACCAAAUGAGAAGGGCCUUCCGAAAACACUUGCUAUAAAUGAAAAAGAUCUCUGCAAGUAUUUUGAACCCGGGAAUCAUGUCAAGGUUAUUUCUGGCUCUCAUGAAGGUGCAACUGGUAUGGUUGUGAAGGUUGAGGGCCAUGUGCUGAUAAUAAUAUCUGAUACAACGAAAGAACAUAUACGUGUUUUUGCUGAUCAUGUUGUUGAAAGCUCCGAGGUGACAACAGGUGUCACGAAAAUUGGGGACUAUGAGCUGCAUGAUCUCGUGCUAUUAGAUAAUAUGACAUUUGGUGUAAUUAUACGGGUAGAAAGUGAAGCUUUCCAGGUGCUCAAAGGGGUCCCAGAUCGUCCUGAGGUGGUUUUAGUAAGGUUAAGAGAGAUCAGAUCAAAAAUAGAUAAAAAGUUGUUUGCUCAGGAUCGAUCAAAGAACCCCAUAGCUGUGAAAGAUGUUGUUAGGGUUCUUGAGGGCCCAUGCAAGGGGAAACAAGGUCCUGUGGAGCACAUAUAUAGAGGAGUUCUAUUUAUUUAUGAUCGUCAUCACCUUGAGCAUGCUGGAUUUAUAUGUGCCAAGUCUCAGGCAUGUCUGGUUGUUGGCGGCUCGAGAGGGAACAGAGAUAAAAUAGGUGAUCCGUUGUCAUAUCUACGGACUCCACAACGAGCACCACAAUCUCCUGGAAGACUACCUCCAAGGGGCCCUCAAUCAGAAUUUGGAGGAAGGCAUAGAGGGGGUAGAGGGCAUGAUUCACUCAUUGGGACCACAAUUAAAAUACGUCUUGGACCUUAUAAGGGUUACCGAGGACGUGUAAAGGACAUUAAGGGCACAACUGUGCGUGUUGAAUUGGAGUCUCAGAUGAAGGAGGUUACAGUUGAACGUAGUCAUAUAUCUGACAAUGUUGCGGUUACAACUCCAUAUCGGGAGACGUCUCGAUAUGGUAUGGGGAGUGAGACUCCAAUGCAUCCUUCUCGCACACCGAUGCAUCCCUACAUGACUCCUAUGAGAGAGGCGCGAGCUACACCAAUUCAUGAGGGUAUGAGGACGCCCAUGGGGGGUCGCGCAUGGAACCCAUACACCCCAAUGAGUCCAGCGAGGGAAAACUGGGAUGAUGCGGAUCCUGCUUCUUGGGGAACAAGUCCACAGUACCGGCCUGGAAGUCCUCCGUCAAAGCCAUAUGAUGCACCUACUCCUGGUGGCAAUUACGUUGAAGCUGCGACCCCUAGAGAAACUGGUUUAGCCUAUGGUAAUGCUCCAAGUCCUUACUUGCCAUCAACCCCUGGUGGACAGCCGUCCACACCAGGCUCUGUGUCAUAUUUACCUGGUACUCCUGGCGGGCAACCAAUGACUCCUGGAGAUAUGAUGUCUCCUACAAUAGGUGGUGAGAAUGAAGGAUUAUGGCUUUUGCCUGACAUUUUGGUAAAUGUGGUAAAGUCAGGUGAUGAUUCCAUGGUGGGAGUUGUAAAGGAAGUGUUGGCGGAUGGAUCUUGCCGAGUUGCGUUUGGAACAAGUGGCAAUGGUGAGGUGAUAAUUGCGUUGCCAAAUGAGAUUGACUUGAUACCUCCAAGGAAAUCAGACAAGAUUAAGAUCAUGGGAGGUGCACAACGUGGUUUUACAGGUAAAUUGAUUGGGGUGGAUGGUUCCGAUGGAAUUGUAAAAGUAGAUGAAUCACUCGAUGUUAAGAUUUUGGAUAUGGGUAUUCUGGCGAAGUUGGUACAGUCCUGAUGCGAGCAACUUGUUUUCUGAGAUAGUGUAAAUUUUGUUCCCUGAAGCACAUUGUAUAUUUUUUUAGCUAGAUCAAUAGAUUAGUUUAUAGGUCCCUUUUUUUUUCUUCUGGAAGUAUAAUUGCAGGCUUAGAUCUCUGUUUUUUUUCGUAGAUAUAGUGGUAAUAGGGUUUACUCAAAUGGUGAACUUAGGAGCUCCAAGUUUAAUGCUCCCACUUUGAGGUUCAUCAAUGGAUUGACCCAUUAACGUUCAUAAAGAUUUAAAUCGAGUUUAUCAUGAA